Messenger RNA from Cyprinodon tularosa, 1959 nucleotides. RefSeq names its product high-affinity choline transporter 1-like. The record is from RefSeq and is a predicted model, not a curated record. Bases 174 to 1856 code for a protein of 560 amino acids. Gene Ontology annotation, cellular component: plasma membrane. Gene Ontology annotation, molecular function: choline:sodium symporter activity. Gene Ontology annotation, biological process: acetylcholine biosynthetic process; choline transport; transmembrane transport. The transcript has 10 exons. NCBI's taxonomy places the organism in Eukaryota, Metazoa, Chordata, Actinopteri, Cyprinodontiformes, Cyprinodontidae.
CUUUAUCUCUACAAACAACUUCAUACACUCCUCCACCUUUGCCUGAAGUUUCUGGGAUGCUGAAGGAGCCGCAGCAGGGGGAGAAGUUCCAAGAAUGGAGUUAAGUCACCAACUUGAAGCCACGCCUUGCCAGCACAUCUACCUCGCAGUGUAGUCGGUGACAGCAGACCACCAUGGCUCUAAACAUACCCGGUGUGGUGGCGGUGGUGCUGUUCUACAUGUUAAUCCUGGGUACUGGGGUUUGGGCAGCCCGGAAAUCCAGAAGAGUCGAGAGGAAGAGCUGCGGAGACAGAACCGAGGUGGUGCUGCUUGGAGACAGGAAUAUCAGCCUGGUGGUUGGGAUUUUUACCAUGACCGCCACUUGGGUCGGAGGAGGUUUUAUCCUGGGUGUUGCUGAAGCCGUGUACACUCCCAAAAUGGGCUUGAUUUGGGCUUUGAUGCCGAUACAAUACUCUGUAUCCUUCAUAAUAGGAGGUCUCUUCUUUGCCAAGCCAAUGAGGGAGAAGGAAUAUGUCACCAUGAUGGAUCCUUUCCAGGAAAAGUAUGGCAGGGUGUUGAGUGGGGCCCUCGUGCUGCCAUGUGUUUUGGUGGAUGUGCUGUGGGUAUCCUGCACUCUGUUAGGGCUGGGAGCAACUAUGAGUGUGAUACUGGACUUGGAGUUUGGCUACUCUGUGUGGAUUUCAGCUGCUGUGGCUAUAGUCUACACUCUGUUGGGAGGACUUUAUUCAGUAGCCUACACUGACGUCAUCCAGCUCGCCCUCGCAUUCCUCAGUUUGUGGCUGUGUGUACCGUUCAUACUACUGAACAAAACAUCUGUUAACAUCGCUGACACAGCUUUUAACAACACAUUUCAAGAUCCAUGGGUUGGAAGUCUGGAUAAGGAUAGUGCCUGGAAGUGGAUUGAUGACUUCUUAAUGUUGGGUCUUGGUAGUCUGUCCUUCCAAAGCUUCCACCAGAGGACGCUGUCUGCCUCCUCAGCAAGAACAGCCCAGUUAACUUGCUAUGCAGCAGCAGUUCUGAUAGCCAUUCUGGGAAUCCCUCCUGCUCUGGUUGGGGCUGUGGCUGCAUCCACAGACUGGAACCUGACAGAGUACGGUUCCCCCCCUCCUUACAUCCGUGGGGAGCACAGUUUUGUCCUGCCCCUCACUCUGCAGUACCUCACUCCAUCCUACAUCUCAAUCAUUGGAAUUGGAGCCGUCGCCGCUGCUGUCAUGUCUUCCACAGACUCGGGUCUGUUAUCUGCAACAUCUGUCUUCUCCUCAAACAUCUACAAAAAUGUCCUGCGCACACAGGCUUCAGAUAAUGAGAUGCAGUGGGUGAUUCGGGUGUCAGUUGUAGUUGUGGGACUUGUUGGAACGUCCAUAACAUUCUACACUAACAGCACCCUGGUCCUCUGGAUUCUCGGAGCUGAUGUCUCCUACACCCUCAUGUUCCCCCAUUUGGUUUCUGUGCUUUUCUUCAAAGUGACCAAUGGUUACGGCGCAGCAGUGGGGUACAUAGUGGGGGUGAAUCUGAGGAUUCUGUUGGGAGAAAAUACUUUGGGCAUCCCAGUUGUCAUUCACCUUCCAGGUUGUACUCUGGAAGAUGGCAUCUAUGUCCAGAAGGCUCCUGUGAGGACAUUGUCCAUGCUGUGUACCUUGGUAACCGUAUUGCUUUUUUCUUGGUUGGCUUGUCUCAUGUUUAACCACGGCUUGCUGCCUGAGAAAUGGGACGUUUUCAAAGUAAGACGUACGGUUACUACACCGCUGGGGGAUGAUGCCACACAAAACCUCAAAGAUGAAGUGGUGAAUUCUGCUGAAUGUGAUCAGAACAGCCACGGAGUGGCUUUACAGCUGCUGUCACAAACUGGAGCAUGAAGGCUCUCUGUAUAUAAAAUGUCUUUGAUCCUAUUCACUUUGGACACAGUUAUUGUAAACUGAGACUGACAAUGAUUAUAGUAAAGGCUCUUUUUUCUUUUAA